Messenger RNA from Schistosoma mattheei, 402 nucleotides. The record is from the annotation of a GenBank genome assembly. Lineage: Eukaryota; Metazoa; Platyhelminthes; Trematoda; Strigeidida; Schistosomatidae.
AUGUCUUCUUUCUUGGGAAAAUGGAAACUAAGCGAGUCACACAACUUCGAUGCUGUCAUGUCAAAGCUAGGUAUUUCAUGGGCAACUCGACAGAUUGGGAACACAGUGACACCGACUGUAACCUUCACAAUGGAUGGGGAUAAAAUGACCAUGUUAACAGAGUCAACUUUCAAGAAUCUUUCUUGUACGUUCAAGUUUGGCGAGGAAUUCGAAGAAAAAACAAGUGAUGGCAGAAACGUCAAGUCAGUUGUUGAAAAAAAUUCCGAGUCGAAGUUAACGCAAACUCAAGUAGAUCCCAAAAACACAACUGUAAUCGUUCGUGAAGUAGACGGUGAUACUAUGAAAACGACUGUGACUGUUGGUGACGUUACUGCCAUUCGCAAUUAUAAACGACUACCCUAA